Messenger RNA from Linum trigynum, 954 nucleotides. The record is from the annotation of a GenBank genome assembly. NCBI's taxonomy places the organism in Eukaryota, Viridiplantae, Streptophyta, Magnoliopsida, Malpighiales, Linaceae.
CACAACGGGGUGCCAAACGACCGGGUACCAAGCCGGCAAGGAGGGCCUAGUACCCAAAGAGAAUUGGCUAAGUAUGGAGCCAUAGGGCAUCAAGCCGACAGGCUUGAUAGCCAAGCAAGGCGACAAGGUACCAUGCCCCCAAGGUGGUAUCAAGCCGGCGAGACUGACUUAGUGGCUAGGCAACGGGGGCCAAGCCAGGUACCAACUAAGAGAGUCAUACAGAAACUAAGUAUGGAGACCAAGCCACCAGGACUUGCUUGGUAGCAAGGGGUGUCAAGUUGAUUACAUGGGCUUGAUGGCAUGUCGGAAGGUAUCAAGCCGAUGAGCUGCCAAGGGUCGGAUCGAGACCUCAUCAUGGAGGCAAGGUUGAGGGCUUCAACCUCAUCCAGUCAAGACAAGGUGACAAGAUCAACACCAACCCAACCCGGCAUUGAGGCCAUCAAGUACCCACCAACCCCAAGACGGGACAAGGGCCUCCAAGGCGAUGGAUACCAACCAGUCAACAAGACGGGUCAAGGAGCUCCAAGGCAAUGGAGGUGAAGAUCAAGACAACGGUUACCAAUUGGCAACCAAGGCAACGUAAAGGGGUCCAUAAGGCGGUUAGAGCAACAAGACGGAUAUAAGUUACCAAGGCAGUUACUCCUAGAAGCUAUAAAUAGAAGAAACGAAGAAGAAGCAAGGGUUCCACAACCAAACAUUUGACGCACAAUGUCAAAAUUUAUCUUUUCUCUGCAAAUCAGCUUUUAGUCUUUCGGAGCUCUCACUGAACCUCCAUAGGAGUAGAGUAACUUAGAUUAUUCCCAAAAACCAUCAAAAACAUCAAACACCCUCGUUCGAACAUUGUUCGGAGAGGUGUGAACCGUGUUGAUUGUCGUUGUUCCAGAAGUCAAAGGUGCAAUCAUUUAAUUCAAACACCAGUUUUUCCUCGCCGGAAAACAAAUUGGCACACCUGGU